Messenger RNA from Microtus oregoni (creeping vole), 3294 nucleotides. RefSeq names its product branched chain amino acid transaminase 1 (gene Bcat1). Gene Ontology annotation, cellular component: mitochondrion. The record is from RefSeq and is a predicted model, not a curated record. The coding region runs from base 281 to 1435 and encodes 384 amino acids. Lineage: Eukaryota; Metazoa; Chordata; Mammalia; Rodentia; Cricetidae. Gene Ontology annotation, biological process: L-leucine biosynthetic process; L-valine biosynthetic process. Gene Ontology annotation, molecular function: branched-chain-amino-acid:2-oxoglutarate transaminase activity. The transcript has 11 exons.
GACCACGAGGCUGAGCGCGCUUGGGAGAUUUUUUCCCCCCCUAUAAAUGGCUUAAACCCUCGGUUUAGACGACUCACUUGGACAUUCGGGAGACAAUUGCUUUCUUGUUCAUUGCGGGUGGACCCUGUCUCCUGGGUUGACCUGGAAUUUAAGGAGCCCCUCCCUAAACUACUAGAAGAUAAGCCAAACCUGGGGCCAAGUUGGGAGGCUGGGUCGUCAUUCUGGUUGGAGCUGACGCUGGGUAUUGAACCGUCCAGGCUCGGCUUUUCUGUCUUCUGUGAUGGACUGCAGUAAUGGAUGCCCGGCGCCCUUUGCUGGAGAAAGAGGAUCAGAAGUGGCCGAGACUUUCAGGGCCAAAGACAUCAUCAUCACACCAGCCACCGUGUUAAAGGAAAAGCCAGACCCCGACUCGCUGGUGUUUGGAACUGUGUUUACCGAUCACAUGCUGACGGUGGAGUGGUCCUCGGCGUCAGGGUGGGAGAAGCCUCACAUUAAGCCCUUUGAGAACCUGUCUCUGCAUCCUGCCGCCUCCGCUUUGCACUACGGUGUGGAACUCUUUGAAGGCUUGAAGGCUUUUCGGGGAGUUGAUAACAAGAUCCGGUUGUUUCGACCAGACCUCAACAUGAAGAGAAUGUACCGAUCCGCCGUGAGGACCACUUUGCCUGUGUUUGACGAGGAGGAACUUCUACAAUGCAUUCUGCAGCUCAUACAGAUAGACCAAGAGUGGGUCCCUUACUCCACCUCUGCCAGUCUCUACGUCCGCCCCACAUUUAUCGGAACCGAGCCGUCUCUUGGAGUCAAGAAGCCAUCCAAAGCCCAGCUCUUUGUGAUCCUGAGCCCUGUGGGAUCUUAUUUUUCUGGUGGAACAUUCAAUCCAGUGUCACUGUGGGCCAAUCCAAAAUAUGUCAGAGCCUGGAAAGGUGGAACUGGGGACUGCAAGAUGGGCGGCAAUUACGGUGCAUCCCUUCUGGCGCAGUGUGAAGCAGCGGAGAAUGGUUGUCAGCAGGUCCUCUGGCUGUAUGGCAAGGACGACCAGAUAACCGAAGUGGGCACCAUGAAUCUGUUCCUCUACUGGAUAAACGAAGAUGGAGAAGAAGAGCUGGCGACGCCUCCACUAGAUGGCAUCAUUCUCCCGGGUGUGACGAGGCAGAGCAUCAUCCAGCUGGCGCAGCAGUGGGGUGAGUUUAAGGUGUGUGAGAGGUACCUCACCAUGGAUGACCUGACCACCGCCCUGGAGGGGAACAGAGUGAAGGAGAUGUUCGGCUCAGGGACGGCCGGCAUUGUCUGUCCAGUCUCAGGAGUUCUGUACAAAGGCCAGAUGCUGCACAUCCCAACAAUGGAGAAUGGGCCCAAGCUUGCAAGCCGCAUCUUGGAAAAGUUGACCGAUAUCCAGUACGGAAGGGAGGAGAGUGACUGGACAAUCGUGUUACCCUGAUGGAAAAUCUCAGUGGGUCGAUGGUGUGCCACAGAAGACAGACCUCUGCCCCGAACCGUGACCGCCUGUUUAGUUUUCUAUGUUAGAGAUGCAGUGUUUGUGUGUUACCAAGUUAAGGUUUUUCCUCGAGCCACAGAAAUUGUCGGUACCAGAUAUCACCCGUAAACGCGGUAGCGACUGGUUACUGUCGUUUUCUCUACUGGAGCUUUCUCUGAGAAGAUAUCGAUGCCUCCCUUUGUCCUGCACAAGAUCCAAAUGUUCGUUAGCAGAAGGUAGCGUUCCCCCAACCACUGAGACGUCUGUAUGUGCAGAAGGAUGGCUGAGGACAUUUCAUAGGUGGUGUCCCUGUGGCUCAUGGGUAGCCUUGGGAACACUCAGCAGGGCUUUUUGUUAUUGUUGCCAGUGAGGUUUUUUUGGGUUUUGGUUGGGAGUUGAACUCUCUAGGUAGCCCUGGCUGGCCUGGUACUCCCUGAUGUCUGCCCAAGCUGAUCUCAGACUCAACACCGUCCUCUUGCCUCCGCCUUCUGAAGCCGGGUGACGGCUGGGCAUGGUCAUGUCUUGAUUUGUUUUUUGUCUUUGAGUCAAAAAUGCAGUCACCUGGAUUUCUUCCCUCCGUGCUUUUGUAGGUCCUUAAGUCCAAGCUAAGGAGGAACUGUCCCUCCCUGGUAUCAGGGUCUGCCGCAGUUUCACCUGGAGGGUCUCUGAGGCUCAAGCUCAUUGCCCCCACUGCCUUUUGUAUAGUAUUAGAACUGCCUGCUCACCAUGCUGCUAUGGACUAGGGGCCCUAUGCCUUCUAGAUGGUUGUAUCCUCAAAGCCCAGCACACGAUAGGUGUUCGGUACGUAUUUACUAUAAAAACAAACACUGAAGCGUGCUUCCUGUCUCCAUGCUGGACCACUUUCGGAAGCCAUGCCCGAUUCUGGAAGCACGCUGCAGCAUCACCUCACACUGUCUUUCUUGUCCACUGACUCCUGCAUCAUGGUCGGUUGGGAGAAUGAUGUUACAUUUUAAGGUUAUAUUGGAACUGAAGUGAUUGCCCUGGACAGAAUUCAUGAUAAAGUGCCAACCACAUGGAAAUGACAAUGCUGUACUUUGAGUGUUAAAUGCCAAACAGAAGGGUAGGUAGGAAGACACUCUGGGUUUUGAUCUUCAUCCACCUUUUGUGCCAUUCUCUUGGGUGAGCAUUGAUGUGCCACCUGGCUGGGUAACAGAAUAAUUCCAGACAGUGUUUCCCUUGUUUAGGGACUGUGAGUGGAAAGGUCUUUCAUUUCCCGGUUUAUCCAGGAGAGAGUCGUGUCUGCUCUUUAGCCUUUGCGUUCAGAGUCAGGAGCCUGAGUCUAAAUAGACAGUGGUGUCCAGAUGUGCUCCCACAGAUAUCUGGGCAGCCAUAGCUACACACAGGAAGCCUGAGUUACACAGGCCCAGGAUUUGUGCUCCUUUGCUACCUCGCCUGGUGAUGUUGGUGCGGAGAGCAAAUGAGUACCACAAGCUUUGACAUCAGAGAUUAUGGGAGGGAACAGCGUCAGCACAGGGGCCACAUCUUUCUUAAGCAGACAGAAAGAGGCAUUGUGAGCAAGGCUUGGCUUUCAGGGAACAUGGUCAGAAGGUCUUGAAGGGACUUAAAGGGAUGGUAGUGCAAAGGUGGUGACAUGCGGACACUGGGUGAAGGGUUUAUAGAAGCACAGUUAUGCACUCAGAGGUGGCCUUGGGCCACAGCCAUGUUGAGUGCAGCGCUCUAUGUUUGUGUUAAGGACCCGAGGUGGUUGUAUUCUGCAACAGAUAAAUUCUUCAUUGUUGGCAGGCUCUUCAGAUCUGUGAUUAUGCACACUUUGCUGCUGUCAAUAAAACAACUGAAAAGCA